CAGCCAGCGCGCGAGGCAAGCACCAGAUCGAAGCAUACUUACAUACACCCGUUGGUAGUCUGCAACUGCAAGAGACGUACUUACGUACGUACGUGGCGAUCGAUGAGGGUCGUCGGAGCUGCAAAGCCGGAGAGGAUGCCUUCCGUGGAGCGGGAGCCCAAGACGCUCUCCCUCGGCGAGCUCAACUACGCCAGGGAAGCGGCGCUGUACGUGCUGACCACGCACUCAUGGCAGGACGCCGCACGAAUCUUCACCGAGGGUCUGAAGCAGGUGCACGGCGUGAGGAGGAGUUCCACGGACUCGGACGACGACGACGACGACGAGGAAGGGGACGUGUUCGAUCCGGACGCGCUCGUCGACGAUCACGACGCGCGUCACCGCCGGCUGCGUGGGCGCGUCGCCAAGAAACGAGACUUUGCUACAGCACCCUUCUAGUUACGGGGGUUCACAUCCCUGUAGCAUCCCUAUAGAAAAAGCUACGUAGGAUCAAAUCCAUGCCGCACAUGUAAACGUACGGCUGUUCCCUCCCCUAGAAAAACACAACAUGUAAAACGGUUGUCUUCUGUUUUGCUACCUGUUCAUAAAGCUUUUUUCUGUAACAUAUUAGCGGCUUCUGCUGCCGCAGCAGAUUUUUCUUC
Hordeum vulgare subsp. vulgare (domesticated barley) is the source of this 638-nucleotide messenger RNA. RefSeq lists its product as uncharacterized. Bases 103 to 435 code for a protein of 110 amino acids. The record is from RefSeq and is a predicted model, not a curated record. The transcript has 3 exons. Lineage: Eukaryota; Viridiplantae; Streptophyta; Magnoliopsida; Poales; Poaceae.